Molecule: messenger RNA, 2179 nt
Organism: Adelges cooleyi (spruce gall adelgid)
Lineage: Eukaryota; Metazoa; Arthropoda; Insecta; Hemiptera; Adelgidae
Product: DNA polymerase delta subunit 3-like
Exons: 7
Coding region: 288-1577 (429 amino acids)
Biological process (GO): nucleotide-excision repair, DNA gap filling; DNA replication; DNA strand elongation involved in DNA replication
Cellular component (GO): nucleus; delta DNA polymerase complex
Molecular function (GO): DNA-directed DNA polymerase activity
Source: RefSeq, a predicted model, not a curated record
AAGAUAAAAAAUGUAAAGAUUAUGUAUUUAGUUAGUUAUAGACUUUAGUUUGUCAUACCCAUAGUGUAUGGACCUUAAUAUGCUUACAUAUAUUUACAAUUAUAUUAUGAUCAUAACGCAUUGAAAAACAUAAGAUAAACUCAUUGUUUUGGACUUGCAAUUCACAUUUUGAUUUCGAUGUUCGCCUAAAAUGUUUUAUGCUUAAUAUACGAUUUUUUUUAAUAUCACUUGCAUUAUAUUAUAUAUUUUAUUUGUGUACAUUUAAUCAUUAACUAAAAAUUAGAAUAAUGGAAACAAAAUUAAUUGAUGAAAUACUCGAAGAUAAACAACAAAUAGUUACUUACAAAACUCUGACAAAAAUGUUGAAUAUUCAUCCAAAUAAAGCAAAACAGCUAUUAAAAGAUUAUAUUUGCAAAAUAUCAGAUAGCAAGAAAUACUCAGUAACUGUAGUUAUUGGUGGUUCAUUAAAAGAAAAAAAUGAAUUUUGUAUUGUACUCAGUUAUGACAAUCAUGUUGAAACUAUCAGACGCCGUUUUAAAAAUAUACUUUUUGAACAAAUUUAUAGUAUUCAGCCUAUUGGUCGGUUUACGGAUCUCAGCAAUGAUUUAUACUUAGCUGAACAAAUUGAUGAGAACUUUACUAAUAUUUGUUCAAGUAUUCGAAUGAAAAAUACCAAAAAGGUAAUUGCUUACGAUUCAGUUAAAGGAACACCAAUGGAAAUAGAUGAAACACAAAAUAAAGAAACAAAACAAGAAAAUGAAUGCAAAGAAGAAGAAAAUUUAAAAGAAAUAUUUUCUACCAGUGAAUCUAAAAAAACAAUAAAAAAACCUCAAAAAAAUAAAAAUGAUUUCUUUAAAACAAAUACCACACAAAAAACUGAAGUUGAACCAAUCAAUAAGAAGAUGGUGGAAUGUAAAAAGACUAACUCUUCAACAUCAGACUUUUUUAUUAAAUUGAAAAGUCCAGAAUGUGAAAAUAAGGAUGUAUUAUCAAUGGAAAAAGAGCAAAACAAAAAAGAUGUAUGUAAUAUGUCGUACGAUAAUGAAACAGUGUCACAGUCAACUGAUAUUAAAAAAAAAGUCAUUAAAAAAGAUAAAACUAAGAAAAGAAAAGCAAAUAAUGAAAGCUUAAAAAAACAUAGGAAGCGUAUACAAACAUUUAAUAGUUCAGAUGAAGAAGAAAUAAACAGUGAAGAAGAAGAUAAUAAAAGAUCUAAAUAUACAGAAGAACACGAAGAAGUUGAUUUUGUCUUACCUACACCACCACGCCCAACAAUAAGAGAAAAUCUUAAAAAAGAAAAACAAGUAACAACAAGCACUUAUAUUGAUGAUGAUGGUUUUGUAUGUACUAACAAAGAAGUAAAAAUUGUAGAAAAUGAAAUACCAGAUGAUGCAUUAACUGAGUCCAUCAAUGUGAAUAACGAAUCAACCUUGAAAAAUAUGAAAACGAGUGAACCUGCAGAUGUUACGAGUAAAAUAAAUAAAAAAAAAUCACAUUCAAAAUUGAUGGCUAAAAAUAAUUCAUCGGUUCAAGGCAAAAAACAAACAUCAUUAACUAGUUUUUUUAAAGUCAAUUAAAUAGUUAUCAUAUAUAUUUAUCAAUUAUAUGUUUUAAGAACUUGGUAAUAAUUUUAUAAAAAUUGUAUAAUAAUAAUAACAAAAUAGGUAUUAUAAUAUGAUUGAAUUAUUUUUAAGUUAUUUUUUCUGGAAUUUAUUUUAUUGUAUUUUUUAUGGGCAGCGUCCAAUUAACAUUUUGAAAUUAAGUCUAGUGUUAAUAUAAGACUAAGUACUAUAGUAGUAUUAUACAACAAUAAGUAUACAAAAUUUAUAUUUUAAAUAUAUCUUAAAAUUAAAUAUCAUACAAGAAUUUCUCUAAUCAACUAUUUAGAUACAUCUAUUGUAAGAAUCCAUUAAAUUAUUAGCAUACAAGUCAAAAUUAAAAUUAUUUACAAGCAUUAAUCUAAUUUAGGGGCAUUUAGACAAUAGUUUGAACUCUUGAAAAGCACAUAAACAGUAUUUAACUGUCAGGUUCUAAGACUUGGAACUUGAAAGUAUCAUACUACAAACAAUUCAGGGCAGUUAAUAAUAAAAAUUUGUUAAUUUAAAGAUAAAGCACAGAUCUUAUCUUUUCCAUCUUUUAUUCUACGAUUCAAGACUUAGGUGAUGAAUUUAUUUGUUAU